Molecule: messenger RNA, 357 nt
Organism: Aspergillus brunneoviolaceus CBS 621.78
Lineage: Eukaryota; Fungi; Ascomycota; Eurotiomycetes; Eurotiales; Aspergillaceae
Exons: 1
Coding region: 57-269 (70 amino acids)
Source: RefSeq, a predicted model, not a curated record
CCCAUGACCAAUGCUUGAGAAAUUCAGGUUUUCAGUCAUCAAGAGUAAUUCGAGUAAUGAUGCUAGAAUCAAUCCAGGCUCUAAUGAUCUUCCAGCCCUGCUGGGGCUGCCUAGGGGCUGUGAUGCCUCGCUGCCUUAGUGCCAUGCCGCGUUUCUACCUUGAUGCCUUAGUGCCUUGCUGCCUUCCCGAGCUCCUUGCCCAUGCCCCAGUAGACCUAGUACGCCUCACCGGGCACCUUUCUGGCACCAUUCGACAACCCCCAUGCUGAAAUCUCGAGAAUCGCAUAUCAAAAUGACUGCGAGACCAAGGGGAAGCUUACUGUGUUAUCUAUAAAGUACCAGAGCUGAUGCUGGCCU